GGUACGUCACUGACAUCUUACAGGAAGUGACGUGUGUAGCUGCUAGAACACGCCUCCUCCUAAUGAGGAAGUAACUUCCCUACCAGCCGAAGUUGGGGAGAUAGGCGCUGGUACGGGGCACCGUGGGGUAGAGAGGAGAGAGUGGGCAGAGCUUGGCCGGGGUGAGGGGGGUUUGCUGCCGGGCACAGUGCGCUAAUAUCACGCAGACAAGGGCAAGGGGUGAGCGGGGCACAAGGAGGACAGAGAGACACGAGUCAGCUGAAUAAGGGUGACUGGACACAUGGGGGGAGCGCUGUAUGUUCAGGGAUCUCCGUUGCGGGCGUGAGGUGAGCCCAUACUGAGAUCUUGUGCGUGUGAUGUGCCCGGGCUGAGAGCUGAGCAAUUCUAUAUUCCUGCUGAGCAGCUGCACAGGUGGCACCAUGAACAUUGAUGUGGAGUUUCACAUUCGCCAGAAUUACCCUUGGGCCAAACUGCCCGCCAACGUGAGACAGAGCCUGGGAAACGCCCCCAAGGAAUAUGAAAAGCAUGUCAUAUUGUACAGUAUCCGAAAUCAGCUGAGGUACAGGGUUAAUUUAGUGAAACACGUAAAGAAGGAUGAACGCAAGUACUACGAGGAGCUACUGAAAUAUAGCAGGGAGCAUCUCAUGCUCUACCCAUAUCACCUUUCUGAUAUCAUGGUGAAGGGCCUCCGAAUAACACCCUUUUCCUACUACAUAGGAAUAAUGGAGGAUAUUAUGAACAGUGAAAAAAGUUACGAUUCUCUGCCGAAUUUUACAGCUGCGGAUUGCCUGAGACUUCUUGGCAUAGGAAGGAAUCAGUAUAUUGACUUGAUGAACCAGUGCCGAUCAUCCAAGAAAUUCUUCAGAAGAAAAACUGCCCGGGACCUCCUUCCAGUGAAGCCGGUGGAGAUAACCGUAGAACCUUGGUGGGUGGUACAGGCUGGUUACAUCACCGAAGAUGACAUCAAGAUCUGUGGCACAACGGAGAAAAGAGCCAUUGAUAAGAUAAUCGAUUCAGGACCUCAGCUUGCAGGAUCUCUGGAUUACAUUACUGCUCAUAGCCUUUACAAUAAAGGAUUUAUUUAUCUUGACGUACCAAUCUCCGAUGACAGCUGCAUAUCUGUACCCCCUCUGGAAGGUUUUGUAAUGAACCGGCUGCAAGGCGACUACUUUGAAACCCUUCUCUACAAGAUAUUUGUUUCAAUCGACGAGCAUACGAAUGUUGCAGAGCUUGCAAAUGUUUUGGAGAUCGAUUUGUCAUUAGUGAAGAAUGCCGUCUCUAUGUACUGCCGCCUGGGAUUUGCCCUUAAGAAAGGACAGGUCAUAAACCCAGAUCAGCUUCAUCCAUCCUGGAGGAACGUUCCGUCUGUAAAUAGACUCAAAAGUACGCUGGACCCACAGAAGAUGCUCCUUUCCUGGGAGAGUGCAGAAAACAAGAGUCCCAUACAGGACCUGGCAUCUUCUGCAACUGACACUGAUACCAACAGCCAAGAAGACCAAGCUGACUCCUCCAGUGUUAGCAGCCUGACUCUAUCCAGCGGGCACACCAAACGUAUUGCUUUCUUGUUUGAUUCUACCCUCACUGCCUUUUUGAUGAUGGGAAACCUUUCCCCGAACCUAAAGAGUCACGCAGUUACCAUGUUUGAAGUUGGCAAACUGUCAGAUGAGUCUUUGGACAGCUUUCUUGUUGAGCUUGAAAAGGUUCAAAGCACAGGGGAAGGGGAAGCCCAGAGAUACUUUGAUCAUGCACUUACAUUGAGAAACACUAUCCUUUUUCUACGGCAUAACAAGGAUCUUGUGGCACAACCUGAGCAAGUGAACACAGGUUUACCUCUGGAUCUCCUGAGAUGUGAAAGCCUUUUGGGAUUGGAUCCUGCCACAUGCAGUAGAGUCCUAAACAAGAACUAUGUGCUUUUGGUUUCCAUGGCACCCCUAACAAAUGAGAUCCGGCCAAUCAGCAGCUGCACCCCUCAGCAUAUUGGACCUGCUAUUCCUGAAAUUAGCUCCAUAUGGUUUAAACUCUACAUUUAUCACGUAUGUGGUCAAGGACCCCCAUCACUUCUGUUAUCAAAAGGAACCAGGCUCAGGAAACUGCCAGAUCCGUUUCAGAUGUACGACAGGUUGCUGAUAACUUCGUGGGGACAUGAUCCCGGUGUAGUACCUACGUCUAAUGUAUUAGUCAUGCUCAAUGAUGCUUUGACUCACUCUGCAGUUCUCAUUCAGGGGCAUGGACUUCAUGGUAUGGGAGAAACUGCACACGUGCCCUUCCCUUUUGAUGAAGAAGAACUACAAGGAGAAUUCUCCAGUGUUAACAUGGGGGUACACAAAGCCUUUAAAAUAUUAGGGGACAAGCUGGAUUUGGAGCAUUUCUGUGGCUAUAUUACAAUGCUGAACCCUUCCAGACCUCAUGUGAGCCAGAGGAGACUGAGCGACGCUUCCGAUGGAAAAGAUGACCCAUCUCUAGCCUUCCGUUCAGAUGUCAACAGCAGCACAGAAUCCUUUGAGCUUGUGAGUGAGGAGACUGCAAUCGAUUCAGGAAUGAAAGCACAUGAAGUAUCAAUGGUUGAAAAAGACUGGGUGCCCCUGGAGCUCUGCUAUGGAAUCCCCCUGUUUGCUUCAGAACUGAAUCAGAUGGUUUGUAAGAAGAUUGCUGCACACGGGCUCUGUGGGAAGGAGAGCCUUCAAAAUCUUCUCCAUUCCAGUCGGAAACUUUCCCUGCAAGUUCUCAAUUUCGUUCAGUCAUUCCAGGAAGGCAACUCUUCAUUAGAUCAGCUGCUGGAGUCGAGCAGUGGUGGGAGUUUGUCGUCACAGGCUUCCCUGGCAGACCUUGGAGUUCCACUGCCCUCCAAGAACUUGAUAUUCCUCAACGGCAAAUUGUCUGAGUGGAACGGACGCGGCCCUUUAUCUUUGCACAAUGUGUAUAUACCCAGUGAGCAAACCUAGCUCUGAAUCUAGUGCUUUGUCCAACAUGUGCUACGUUGAUGUUCGUAUUUAUUGCUGCAGUGUAGGUUGUGUUCUGACCUCCUGGGCUCAGGAACCUGCCCACGUGAUUGUAGAACUUUGUGGCCUGCACUUAGAUGUCCAGUAAUUUAAACACACGCUCUGGGUGUCAUUCACAUUCCUAGGUCUCCUUUUUGUAGUUUUCGUGGGCUGGAUCAUAUCACUGUAACAUAUACGUAAAGGAUCAAGCUGCUCUAAGUGUCGCCAUGAAAACCAACGAAAGAGGCAAACGUUCCUAUGUUCUGUAGUAAAUUGUAAGGACCGGGCCAGUUUCUCUGAUGGAGUAGGACCUCACGAGCUGCUGGUUUACAUCACUAAAAUAGUGUUGGAGAAAUUGCCAUGGAGUAUUCAACACCGCAGGGCAUUGUGUUAGUUAUGCAAAUGUAGUCAAUAAAACAGUAGAUGUUGAAUUAUAAUAAGUAUGCACAAUAGAACCACAUUUUCUAAUGAAUGCCAGUAAAUACCGUUACUCUUUUUAAUUAGCCGGCGGCACAGUAAUCAGUUCCUUUGUGCUUAAUGAUUUUGUGGUUCAUUAGCUUUUUAAGAUACUCAGUUGCAUAAUGAAUUUAAUAUUCCCAUUCUGAGACAGAUUUUGAUUGGUCGCAGCAACCUGCAGUUCAGUUCUCAUUUAACUCUUGUGAUUUUUAUAACUCAAUUUACUUCUUUUUUUUUUUUAUUAUUGAUGCAUAUCGUGCGUAAUCAAUUGACAUCAGCAGCUUAAUGUAUUCCCUCUUUGUUCAUGGUAUAAAAGCAGGUGGGAGUUCUUCAGCAGGAGGCAUAUAUCUGUGGGCUUCUUCCUGCUUAGAACUGCCUUCAGACUCUCUCUCAGUUGUUGCUGCACAGAAGCGGGUUUUGUUCAACAAUGAGUUUUGUAGACAAAAUCCUGGCUUUGAGUGGUGUGAAUAGGGGAAACGGCUAUAGGUAAGAAGAAUGGGGUGUGUGGCAGGCACAGAAGACAGGGGGGAGACAAAACACCGGGGCAGUAACCCAUACCAACCAAUCCGUGAUUAGAUUUUUCCAGCCAGCUGCAAAGAAAGCCAUGAAAGCAAACAUCUGAUUGGUUGCUGUUGGUAACUGCCCCGGUGCAAAUUUGCCGAGUGUUUAUAAAUGUCCUCCAGUGUUGCCCGACCUGUAGCCCUUGUUGAAGGCUGUUUUGGUGACAGCUCUAUGACCCCAGGUCUGACCCCCCAGUUAUAUAUGAAUAAUGUGUCCCUGUCUCAGCACAACUAAACAACCCUGAUCAUUUGUAUGUUGAUAAUGGAAGUGUAACACAUGGACAGAUUCAGGCAGAUUAGUCGCCCGGCAACAAAUCUCCUCUUCUUCGGGGCGACUAAUCUCCCUGAACUGCCUCCCUCCGGAUAGAAUGUAAAUCACCGGCGGGAUGGCACAUGGAGCACUUUAUUUUCCGAAGUCGCCCAAAGUUUCCUAGUGAGGCAACUUCAGGCGACUUCGGGAAAACGAAUUGCUCCGAGUGCCAUCCCGCCGACGAAGAAGAGGACGUUUGUCGCCAGUCAACUAAUCACUCCGGAUCUAAGCGUGUGCCCUGACCCUUAACAGUAAAUGUGGCUAAUUUUUAAUACUCAGUGUUGCUGACAAAGACACGAGGAUUAAUGUUCUCAUAAUGACAACGCGCUUCAGAAUAAACGUAACGCGUGGAAUCAUCUUCCAAUGGGCAUGUGAGCUGGGUCGUUCCUUAUAAGUGACUGCAAGGCAUGGAAACAGGACGGUGCAUCAUCACUUUGAUAUUUGUUUUUUUUUUUGUUAUGAGAAAAGGAUGACAUAUGUGUCUAUAAAGGUGUCUGUUUCUC
Molecule: messenger RNA, 4807 nt
Organism: Xenopus laevis (African clawed frog)
Lineage: Eukaryota; Metazoa; Chordata; Amphibia; Anura; Pipidae
Product: protein FAM91A1
Exons: 24
Coding region: 420-2942 (840 amino acids)
Source: RefSeq, a predicted model, not a curated record